Otolemur garnettii (small-eared galago) is the source of this 5662-nucleotide messenger RNA. RefSeq names its product TRAF2 and NCK interacting kinase (gene TNIK). The coding region runs from base 254 to 4327 and encodes 1357 amino acids. Lineage: Eukaryota; Metazoa; Chordata; Mammalia; Primates; Galagidae. The record is from RefSeq and is a predicted model, not a curated record. The transcript has 33 exons. Gene Ontology annotation, biological process: protein phosphorylation. Gene Ontology annotation, molecular function: ATP binding; protein kinase activity.
CGCCCUUAGCCGGUCGGGGCGCUCAGCCCACGCGUGCCGCGGCUGCGGGCUUGGAGACCCGCGCAGGUCGGGCUCCCGGACCGAGGACCCGCGCGCAGAGCGGCAGACCCGGCGCUGUGGGCAGGCGGGGAGGCUGGGCCCCGGCGCGGGUGAGACUACCGCAUGAGGACGCGGUUGAAAUAGACCAGGGUGGAAUUUCUUAGGGAGAAGCUUGGGGGAGGUUUUGGUCCAUUUCUUCAGCGAAGGAGGAGACAUGGCGAGCGACUCCCCAGCGCGCAGCCUGGAUGAAAUCGACCUCUCGGCCCUGAGGGAUCCUGCAGGGAUCUUUGAAUUGGUGGAACUUGUUGGAAAUGGAACAUAUGGGCAGGUGUAUAAGGGUCGUCAUGUCAAAACAGGCCAGCUUGCAGCCAUUAAGGUUAUGGAUGUCACAGGGGAUGAAGAGGAAGAAAUCAAACAAGAAAUUAACAUGUUGAAGAAAUAUUCCCAUCACCGGAAUAUUGCUACAUACUAUGGUGCUUUUAUCAAAAAGAACCCUCCAGGCAUGGAUGAUCAGCUGUGGUUGGUGAUGGAGUUUUGUGGUGCUGGGUCUGUCACUGACCUGAUCAAGAACACAAAAGGCAACACGUUGAAGGAGGAGUGGAUCGCGUACAUCUGCCGAGAGAUCCUGCGGGGGCUGAGCCACCUGCACCAGCAUAAAGUGAUUCAUCGAGACAUCAAGGGGCAGAACGUCCUGCUGACGGAGAAUGCGGAGGUUAAACUGGUGGACUUCGGGGUCAGUGCCCAGCUAGACCGGACGGUGGGCAGGAGGAACACCUUCAUCGGAACCCCCUACUGGAUGGCCCCAGAAGUAAUUGCCUGUGAUGAAAACCCAGAUGCCACGUAUGAUUUCAAGAGUGAUUUGUGGUCCUUGGGAAUCACCGCGAUCGAGAUGGCAGAAGGUGCUCCCCCUCUCUGUGACAUGCACCCCAUGAGAGCCCUCUUCCUCAUCCCCCGGAACCCAGCCCCUCGGCUGAAGUCCAAGAAGUGGUCAAAAAAAUUCCAGUCAUUUAUUGAGAGCUGUUUGGUAAAGAACCACAGCCAGCGGCCGGCCACAGAGCAGCUGAUGAAGCACCCGUUCAUCCGGGACCAGCCCAAUGAGCGACAGGUCCGCAUCCAGCUCAAGGACCACAUCGACCGGACCAAGAAGAAGCGAGGAGAGAAAGACGAGACAGAGUAUGAAUACAGCGGGAGUGAGGAGGAAGAGGAGGAGAAUGACUCGGGCGAGCCCAGCUCCAUCCUGAACCUGCCUGGUGAGUCCACACUGCGCCGGGACUUCCUGCGGCUGCAGUUGGCCAACAAGGAGCGGUCUGAGGCUCUGCGGCGGCAACAGCUGGAACAGCAGCAGCGGGAGAAUGAGGAGCACAAGCGGCAGCUGCUGGCUGAGCGCCAGAAGCGCAUCGAGGAGCAGAAGGAACAGCGGCGGAGGUUGGAGGAGCAACAAAGGCGGGAGAAGGAGCUGCGGAAGCAGCAGGAGCGCGAGCAGCGCAGGCACUACGAGGAGCAGGCCCGGCGGGAGGAGGAGCGGAGGCGGGCGGAGCACGAGCAGGAAUACAUCAGGCGACAGUUAGAGGAGGAGCAGAGGCAGCUAGAGAUUCUGCAGCAGCAGCUCCUGCACGAGCAGGCUCUACUUCUGGAAUAUAAACGCAAACAGCUGGAAGAGCAAAGACAAGCAGAGAGACUGCAGAGACAGCUGAAGCAGGAGAGAGACUACUUGGUUUCCCUUCAGCACCAGCGGCAGGAGCAGAGACCCAUUGAGAAAAAGCCACUGUACCAUUACAAAGAGGGGAUGAGUCCCAGUGAGAAGCCUGCAUGGGCCAAGGAGGUUGAAGAGCGGUCAAGGCUCAACCGGCAGAGCUCUCCGGCCAUGCCUCACAAAGUUGCCAACAGGGUCUCUGACCCCAACCUGCCCCCCAGGUCAGAGUCCUUCAGCAUCAGUGGAGUUCAGCCUGCUCGGACACCCCCCAUGCUCAGACCGGUGGACCCCCAGAUCCCACAUCUGGUAGCUGUGAAGCCCCAGGGCCCAGCCCUAACUGCCUCCCAGUCGGUGCUCGAGCAGCCCACCAAGGGCCUCUCCGGCUUCCAGGAGGCUCUGGCUGUGACCUCUCACCGUGCUGAGAUGCCUCGCCAGAACUCAGACCCCACCUCCGAAAACCCUCCUCUCCCGACUCGCAUUGAAAAGUUUGACCGAAGUUCUUGGUUACGGCAGGAAGAAGACAUCCCACCAAAGGUGCCUCAAAGAACAACUUCUAUAUCGCCAGCGUUAGCUAGAAAGAAUUCUCCUGGGAACGGCAGUGCUCUGGGACCCAGGCUAGGAUCUCAGCCCAUCAGAGCAAGCAACCCUGACCUCCGGAGGGCCGAGCCCAUCCUGGACAGCCCCCUGCAGAGGACCAGCAGUGGCAGCUCCUCCAGCUCCAGCACCCCCAGCUCCCAGCCCAGCUCCCAGGGAGGCUCCCAGCCCGGAUCACAAGCAGGGUCCAGCGAACGUACCAGAGUCCGAGCCAACAGCAAGUCGGAGGGAUCCCCUGUGCUCCCCCACGAGCCUGCUAAGGUGAAGCCAGAAGAAUCCAGGGACAUCACCCGGCCCAGCCGACCAGCUAGCUAUAAGAAAGCGAUAGAUGAGGAUCUGACGGCAUUAGCCAAAGAAUUACGAGAACUCCGGAUUGAGGAAACGAAUCGCCCCCUGAAGAAGGUGACCGACUACUCCUCUUCCAGUGAGGAGUCCGAGAGCAGUGAGGAAGAGGAAGAGGAGGGGGAGAGUGAGACCCAUGACGGGACCGUGGCAGUCAGCGACAUCCCCAGGCUGAUACCAACAGGAGCUCCGGGCAGCGGCGAGCAGUACAGUGUGGGCAUGGUCGGCACGCAUGGGCUGGAGACCUCACACGUGGACGCCUUCAGCAGCAGCAUUUCAAGAGAAGGGACCUUGAUGAUUAGGGAGACAUCUGGAGAGAAGAAGCGCUCAGGCCAUGGUGACAGCAAUGGCCAUGUCAACCUCCCAGACCUGGUGCAGCAGAGCCACUCCCCAGCAGGGACCCCGACCGAGGGCCUGGGGCGCGUCUCUACCCACCCCCAGGAGAUGGACACUGGGACAGAAUACGGCCUGGGGAGCAGCACCAAAGCCUCUUUCACCCCCUUCGUGGACCCCAGAGUGUACCAGACGUCUCCCACUGACGAAGACGAAGAGGAUGAGGAGUCGGCGGCUGCAGCUCUGUUCACUAGCGAACUUCUUAGGCAAGAGCAGGCCAAACUCAACGAAGCCAGGAAGAUUUCGGUGGUGAACGUGAACCCGACCAACAUCCGGCCGCACAGCGACACCCCUGAGAUCAGGAAGUACAAGAAGCGGUUCAACUCGGAGAUUCUGUGCGCAGCCCUGUGGGGUGUGAACCUCCUGGUGGGAACCGAGAAUGGCCUCAUGCUGUUGGACCGCAGUGGGCAAGGCAAAGUCUAUAAUCUGAUCAACCGGAGGCGAUUCCAGCAGAUGGAUGUGCUAGAGGGGCUGAACGUGCUGGUGACAAUUUCAGGAAAGAAGAAUAAGCUGCGGGUGUACUACCUCUCAUGGCUGAGGAACCGGAUCCUGCACAACGACCCCGAGGUGGAGAAGAAGCAGGGCUGGGUCACCGUGGGGGACCUGGAAGGCUGCGUCCACUACAAAGUUGUUAAAUAUGAAAGGAUCAAGUUCUUGGUGAUUGCCUUGAAGAACGCUGUGGAGAUCUAUGCCUGGGCUCCUAAACCAUAUCAUAAGUUUAUGGCAUUUAAGUCCUUUGCAGACCUCCAGCACAAGCCUCUGCUGGUCGACCUCACCGUGGAAGAGGGGCAGAGACUGAAGGUCAUUUUCGGCUCACACACUGGUUUCCAUGUGAUCGAUGUUGAUUCAGGAAACUCCUACGACAUCUAUAUACCAUCUCAUAUUCAGGGCAACAUCACCCCUCAUGCCAUCGUCAUCCUCCCUAAAACGGACGGCAUGGAGAUGCUGGUGUGCUAUGAGGACGAGGGUGUGUACGUGAGCACCUACGGCCGGAUCACCAAGGACGUGGUGCUCCAGUGGGGAGAAAUGCCCACGUCUGUGGCCUACAUUCAUUCCAAUCAGAUAAUGGGCUGGGGCGAGAAAGCUAUUGAGAUCCGGUCAGUGGAAACAGGACAUUUGGAUGGAGUAUUUAUGCAUAAGCGAGCUCAAAGGUUAAAGUUUCUAUGUGAAAGAAAUGAUAAGGUGUUUUUUGCAUCCGUGCGAUCUGGAGGAAGUAGCCAAGUGUUUUUCAUGACCCUCAACAGAAAUUCCAUGAUGAACUGGUAACAGAAGAGCACUUGGCACUUAUCUUCAUGGCGCUGUUUCUAAUUUAAACGAACAUAACUCACGUGGACACAUGCCAGCCUAGAGGCAGGAUCGGAAGGCCUGGUCGAGCGUCCUGCGUCCCCUUUCCCCCUCCUCCCUCCCAACACAGCCCAGCCUCUAUGUUGCAGCCCAGCUGAGAAGCAGAGAGAGACGGCUGGACUGUCUAGGAGGUCCCAGAGUGCUACCUGGUCUGUGGACAGAGCUGGACCAUGGGUCCUUCGGGUUAGGGAUGGAAAUAAGCAUUGUGUGCUUCUAUGGUUAAGCUGUGUUGUAGUGGGUUUGGGUUUUUUUUACCUUUUUUCUUUACCCCUUUACUCUGUAAGAAUGGGGAGAGAAUGUGUCCGGAGACAUGAGUCUUUUUUGGGUUCUGUCUGCCUGCUAGCUUUAAGUGUACCGUGUGUUGUAAAAUCCCCAACAUCCAGGGGUCAGAGACAGCACAGUAAAUGUACCUUCCUCCCCACACUGAAGGCCACGCUGCAAGUGGGUAAUUUAAGAGUUCUCUUGCCUUCACCAACCCAGAAGGUUGCUUUUUGAUGGCAACUGGCUAAUGAAUUUUUAAAAGAGAAGAAGAAUACUGGUUUCCCCUCUUUGGGGAAAUAGCUUUUACAUGGCUAAACUACUAGCCUUAGUCUAAUAAUCCCAACUACCACCUGAGGAGUCUGACGGGCCGUGUGUUAAUAUGGCCCUUUGCAGGAUGGACUGUGCAGGGGACAGCAGAGCCGCCAGUGGGUCAGUCCAGAUCGAGGGACUUUGUGAUGCAAUUUCCCUCAGCUGCUGGGCGGCAGAUCAGGGCAAAAGGCGGGAAGGCAGGUGGGUCAGACAGAGACAGCGUGCGUGUCCCAUGUCUGAGUGCACAGAGCCCCCCACCCCCACCCCGGGCUUCCUGAGGACUGAGACUUUGCUGGGCUCUUUCUGGGAACUUGGGGAGCUGGGUGACAUCCAGGCUCCAGACACUCCCAGCUCUCUCCAGACGGAGGGUGCCACUUUCUCAAGAUGAAAACUGUGACUGAAAAAAAAUUGAUAAUACAUGUUUCUGAGCUGCCUGUGUUCUUCCCGGGUGGGUGAGAGAAGGGACCAGGCUCCCACACCUGCCUUGGACACAGCAGCACCCAUCUCUGGUUCAGAUCCUGAAGAACUUAACGCAAGACUUUGGCCAAAAUUCUGAGAACCCUGGUCACUUUACCUUCCUCCAAAUUACCCAACAUACAGUAAACAGCAUUUGUGUAGAACUAUGUAUGUAUUUAGUUCAGGUUGACUUGUGUCCUUAUAAACUCUUACUCGAAUGAUUUGAACUUU